Macadamia integrifolia is the source of this 748-nucleotide messenger RNA. RefSeq lists its product as uncharacterized. The transcript has 5 exons. NCBI's taxonomy places the organism in Eukaryota, Viridiplantae, Streptophyta, Magnoliopsida, Proteales, Proteaceae. The record is from RefSeq and is a predicted model, not a curated record. The coding region runs from base 1 to 636 and encodes 211 amino acids.
AUGGAGGAGGAGGAAGGCCGCCAUGGCGGAGGCGUACCUGUGGUUCCAAGCGUCUCAGGCAAGCCAGAGAUAAGGAGCUGGAAGUGUGAAACACAACUAAAGGUUGGUUGGUGUGGUGGAGUGCAUGGAGGCCAAAGGAUGACCACACUUGCCAGUGCACCUCCUACCAAAUUUACUGGAACGCCUUCCAUGAGUAGUGGAAUCAAAUGUAAAAAGUCAUUGAAUAUUGCUUACAAGGGUCUGACACAGAGGAUGGACAGCUUGGACAGUUCAGCAAGCCACCGGCAGUUUACUGAAACUGAAUUUGUUGCUAUAGCAAGGGGAGAAGGAGAAGAGAAGAGGAGGAGGAGAAAGCUAGAGAAAGAGAGCAAGCACUUGCCUUAUGGGACAUGCAGAUCCAGUCCACAGUGUAGGAACUUAAAUUGUCAGGCAAGGAUACGCAAUGGAGGGGAUAUAUUGGACAUAGCUGAAUUGGGUACUGAGGUUAUUUUCAACCCCACUUACAUAUAUGGUGGCAACAUACGAAACCAAGAUGAAUGUAAAAUGGAAACGAUGACAGUCAUAAGAAGACUGGUCAGGAACCUUGAUGAGCAGAGCAUAUGUAUCAAUGAAGUGAGAAAAUUAAAUGUAAUUUAGGUUGUACUUUUAUACUUCUUACAAUUUUCUUAUCACUGCUCUUUUUUAUUUAUACUUCUAUAUACAAAUUUAUGAGAGAAAGGUAGGUGAAUUUGGUUCUUUGCUAGCUCAA